Messenger RNA from Atta colombica, 2266 nucleotides. RefSeq names its product polyubiquitin-C. Bases 186 to 2021 code for a protein of 611 amino acids. Gene Ontology annotation, cellular component: nucleus; cytoplasm. Gene Ontology annotation, molecular function: protein tag activity; ubiquitin protein ligase binding. The transcript has 2 exons. Gene Ontology annotation, biological process: protein ubiquitination; modification-dependent protein catabolic process. The record is from RefSeq and is a predicted model, not a curated record. Lineage: Eukaryota; Metazoa; Arthropoda; Insecta; Hymenoptera; Formicidae.
GUCAGAUUGUCCGAUGUUAUUUUUUCAUUGCGUUUCUAUACUGCAACAUUUUGUAAGAGCAGACAGCUCAGAGAGUUGGUUAAAGUUGAUCCGAUAAACGCUUGUUCAUAUACGUUUCUUUUAUCGAAGGUUCUGGGUUGCAUUGCGAGUCAGUAGCUGCGGAUCAUUUCGAUUUCAGAUUCAUCAUGCAAAUCUUUGUAAAAACCCUCACUGGAAAAACCAUCACCCUUGAGGUGGAAGCUUCUGACACUAUCGAAAAUGUCAAAGCUAAGAUCCAAGAUAAAGAAGGUAUUCCUCCAGAUCAACAACGUUUGAUCUUUGCUGGAAAGCAACUAGAGGAUGGCAGAACUCUUUCUGACUACAACAUUCAGAAGGAAUCUACGCUUCAUCUUGUUCUGCGUCUUCGUGGAGGCAUGCAGAUCUUUGUAAAGACUCUUACGGGUAAAACCAUCACCCUUGAAGUUGAAGCCUCUGACACAAUAGAAAACGUAAAGGCCAAAAUUCAGGACAAAGAGGGAAUUCCACCGGAUCAACAGCGUCUGAUUUUCGCCGGCAAACAAUUGGAAGAUGGUAGAACUCUUUCCGAUUACAACAUUCAGAAAGAAUCCACGCUUCACCUGGUUCUGCGUCUUCGAGGAGGAAUGCAAAUUUUCGUGAAAACUCUCACUGGUAAAACCAUUACCCUCGAAGUCGAAGCUUCAGACACCAUCGAAAACGUAAAGGCUAAAAUUCAGGACAAAGAGGGAAUUCCACCGGAUCAACAGCGUCUGAUUUUCGCCGGCAAACAAUUGGAAGAUGGCAGAACUCUUUCCGACUACAACAUUCAGAAAGAAUCCACGCUUCACCUGGUUCUGCGUCUUCGAGGAGGAAUGCAAAUCUUCGUGAAAACUCUCACCGGUAAAACCAUCACCCUUGAAGUUGAAGCCUCUGACACAAUAGAAAACGUAAAGGCCAAAAUUCAGGACAAAGAGGGAAUUCCACCGGAUCAACAGCGUCUGAUUUUCGCCGGCAAACAAUUGGAAGAUGGUAGAACUCUUUCCGACUACAACAUUCAGAAAGAAUCCACGCUUCACCUGGUUCUGCGUCUUCGAGGAGGAAUGCAAAUCUUCGUGAAAACUCUCACCGGUAAAACUAUUACUCUCGAAGUCGAAGCUUCAGACACUAUCGAAAACGUAAAAGCCAAAAUCCAGGAUAAAGAAGGAAUUCCACCGGAUCAACAGCGUCUGAUUUUCGCCGGUAAACAACUGGAAGAUGGCAGAACUCUUUCCGACUACAACAUUCAAAAAGAAUCCACACUUCACCUGGUUCUGCGUCUUCGAGGAGGAAUGCAAAUCUUCGUGAAAACUCUCACCGGUAAAACCAUUACUCUCGAAGUCGAAGCUUCAGACACUAUCGAAAACGUAAAAGCCAAAAUCCAGGAUAAAGAAGGAAUUCCACCGGAUCAACAGCGUCUGAUUUUCGCCGGUAAACAACUGGAAGAUGGCAGAACUCUUUCCGACUACAACAUUCAAAAAGAAUCUACACUUCACCUGGUUCUGCGUCUUCGAGGAGGAAUGCAAAUCUUCGUGAAAACUCUCACCGGUAAAACCAUUACUCUCGAAGUCGAAGCUUCAGACACUAUCGAAAACGUAAAAGCCAAAAUCCAGGAUAAAGAAGGAAUUCCACCGGAUCAACAGCGUCUGAUUUUCGCCGGUAAACAACUGGAAGAUGGCAGAACUCUUUCCGACUACAACAUUCAAAAAGAAUCUACACUUCACCUGGUUCUGCGUCUUCGAGGAGGAAUGCAAAUUUUCGUGAAAACUCUCACUGGUAAAACCAUUACCCUCGAAGUCGAAGCUUCAGACACCAUCGAAAACGUAAAGGCCAAAAUUCAGGACAAAGAGGGAAUUCCACCGGAUCAACAGCGUCUGAUUUUCGCCGGCAAACAACUGGAAGAUGGCAGAACUCUUUCUGAUUACAACAUCCAAAAAGAAUCCACACUCCACUUAGUUUUACGACUUCGUGGAGGUGUGUUCCUGUGAGCUGAAAUCUACAGAAAGAUUCGCUAGUCGCAAAUUGAAAAAGAAUAGCAUCAGUAGUAUUGAGGUAGCAUUUAUAUAUUUAACGUUUUUUUUUUUUAAUUUAUGUUUCAAGUAGCUACAUAUACUUAUAAUAUUACUUUGAAAAACAUUUAUGUUGAAGUCUAACAAGAAUGUAAGAAAAUGUAAUUCAAAUAUAUAUGCAAAUGAAUGCAUUCUUGUCUAAUAAACAUUAAAUUGCAUUAGGA